GUGUGUGUGUGUGUGUGUGUGUGUGUGUGUGUGUAGUAGCAGAGCUUGUUCUCAUAACAGCCGGCGGCGGCUGAAGGCGUGGUGAGUGUGCGCUCCGGUAGUAACCGGAUGAUGAGCUUGGGCAGCGGCUGCUCGGCGGCGGCGGUAGUGGUGGCUCUCCUCCGCUGACAAAGCUGAACCCGCCCCGAGUGGGCCGGAUCGGAUCGACAGCAUGCCGGAGAGUCUCUGCCUGCAUCACCGCCUCGGAAGCCGGGAUACAGCCUAAAAGGAGUGCCAAGAUGACUGAGGGCAGAUUGUGUCAAGUUCAGCUGCUGGAUGACAGGAAGCUGGAGCUGCUGGUUCAGCCGAAGCUUCUGUCCUACGAGCUCCUCGAUUUGGUGUCGUCCCACUUCAACCUGAAAGAGAAGGAAUUCUUUGGUCUUGCUUUCUUCGAUGAUAAUGGUCAGUGUAAGUGGCUGCAGAUGGACCGCAGAGUUCUUGAACACGACUUUUCCAAGAAGCCUGGAGCCAUUUCUCUGAACUUCCUGGUCAGGUUUUAUGUAGAAAACAUCACACAGCUGAAGGACAUCAUAACAGUGGAGUUAUUCUACCUGAAUGCAAAAUCAGCUGUCUACAAUGGGAUGAUCGAAGUGGAAACGGAGAAUGUCUUCAGAUUAGCUGCAAAUGCUCUCCAGGAGGCAAAGGGAGACUAUACGAGUGAUGAAAACACUCGAGCUGACUURAAGAAACUUCCAACUCUUCCCACCACAGUGCUGAAGGAGCACCCAUCUCUUGCCUACUGUGAGGACCGAGUCAUUGAGUAUUAUAAGCAGCUGAAAGGUGUCUCCAGAGGACAGGCCAUUGUGCAGUAUCUGACGCUGGUGGAAUCAUUGCCAACAUAUGGUGUUCAUUAUUAUGAGGUUAAGGAUAAACAGGGCAUCCCCUGGUGGCUCGGACUCAGCUAUAAGGGCAUCGGCCAGUACGAUCUGCAGGACAAAUUAAAACCUCGGAAGCUUUACCAGUGGAAGCAGCUGGAAAACUUGUACUUCCGAGAGAAAAAAUUUGCUGUUGAAGUUAAUGAUCCACACAGGAGGGCAGUAACCAAGCGCACCUUUGGGCAGACAGGUCUACUCAUCCACACGUGGUAUGCCAGCCACUCUUUGAUCAAGACUAUUUGGGUCAUGGCCAUCAGCCAGCAUCAGUUCUACUUGGACAGAAAACAAAGCAAAGCUAAAUUAGGACCAGCUAAAAAUCUGGAAGAAAUUGGCAUGGAGCUCACAGAGCAUGGAGGAGCAAAGCUCAACAGACUGGGAGAUGAUGGUUUGAAGAAUAACCUCAUAAGAGCCAGCAAUGGGAGCCUGGUGUCUACAGGUUCUGCUGACUCUGAAAUGAGUGAGGAACAGAAGAAAGAAAAACUAUCUGAGCUGAGAAAAAAGGAACGGGAGAUUCAAGAUAUUCUGUCCAAGAAAACAAAAGAACUGAAGAAGAUUUGCCUCAGAGAGGCGGAACUAACUGGCAAACUGCCAAGAGAGUAUCCCUUGUCUUCAGGUGAAAGACCGCCGCAGGUUAGACGGCGAGUGGGCACUGCCUUCAAGCUAGACGAGCUUUUUCCCUACAACGAGGACCCCUUUCUGAGAAACCUGGAGAGCAGGUUCGCCCUCCAACAAAAGAUUGUGGAGGCAGCGAAGAAGCUGGCAAAUGAGUCGGAACUGUGCAAAACAGUGAAGAAGAAGAGGAGGAGAAACUGCCUGGAUGCUAUGCACAAACUCCAGCAGAUAGAGGAUGAAAUGAACCAGUACAGAAUCAAAAAAGGGAAAAAGCCCACACAGCGUGCCUCGGUGAUCAUCGCAGAUGAACUAAUCAAGUCAGACUGUGGGUCUCUGUCUAGUCUCCCACUAGACGAUGAAGACUCAGACAGUGCAGGUCAAAGGCCACGGUCACGCUCAGUCCAGGGUUCGCCUCAGCUCAGUCCGAUGCGAUCACUAGGAGCAGAGUAUGAUGUGGAAAGACAGGGAUCCUCGGCAGGAAAUCACCACAAAAACAACAGAAAAGUUUUUGACAGCAUGGAGGCGGCCCAUACCUGCCCGAAUCCAAGAGACGUCUCCUCCACCCACAGUAGUCCUUGUAAAACCCUUCCUAGACCUCCUAGAGAUCCACGCAGCAUGCCUCCCACCCCAGUCAUGACCCGCAACGCCUACAGCAGCAGCCAGCUCAGGUUGGAGGGGUCUCCUCAUUGCUUCAGGCACCGCAGCGGAAGUCUGGAGUCUCAGCCCCGUUUAAGGAAGGACACGGACUCCGAGAAGCCUGUUUUCAUCCUGUCGCCGUCUCAUCGCAGUAACAGCACAGAGGUGUUAGAAGAUUGCUCGUCCUACACCAGCCAGUCCAGUCUGGACUGCUGCGGGGCAGCUCCCUCCCACUACAGCACACUGGACUCCCGAACCUCAACCACGCACCGCCUUCGCAGGAAGCUGGAAGUGUUUGGUAACACUGGAAGCAUGCCCAACCUGGUUCAGCACCACUCCGGUUCUAGCUAUUCAUGCGAGACGUCACCCCACUAUGCACCUAGUGCCUACUAUGUUGCAGGUUACCCAUGCCCUGACAUGGAGCCUUACGCUAACGGUGCCUAUGUAUAUGAGAAUGACGUUGAAGGCCACUACAACGUCAACCCAUCCUACCAAAUGAACGGCUAUCACGGACAGGACAGGUUUAGGCAUUACAGCAGCAAUGGAACCGAUAGUCUUUCUCAGAACCCUUAUGCCACAGUGAGACCACCAAGGAACAGAGAGGGUCCCAGGAAUGAGCUCUUAGCCAAAAACAUGCAGAAGGCCUUGGUGGCGGAGCACCUGAGAGGCUGGUACCACCGGAACAGAGCUCCCAGAGAGGGAGGGAGGGGUCUGAUGGCGGGAUAUGACUUCGACAGCGGAUCUCAGCUCAGUCUGGGCUACCAGACCAUGCCAGCAGCCUUCAGCCACUCGAGCAGAACAGCAUCUUUCUCCUCAGUGUCCUCAGCAGACAGCACAGGAAACUGGCGGAACCAUCUGGCUGUCGGCCUGACAGAGUUUGAUUCACCUGAUUCGCGGCAGUACCUUCAUGUUGGAGCUCAAGCGUCUCCGUACAACCGCAGUCCCACACACAACAGAGUUUCUCCUGAAAACAAAGAAACAAAGCCUAAAAAGUCUGAGUCAGUAGAUCCGCUCGGUGCUGAGGCCGCUAGUGCAGAUGAAGCAUCAGACAACCAGUCUAGCACUUAAAAGGGUUCUACCUUGGCGGGAGCUACAUGAGCAUCCACUGAAGAGGACCAAAUCAAAGCUGGGCACAAACGGGUCACGGGCCAUGCAGCACAUGGAGGGAAUGAAGCUGAAGCGGUCUUCACAGCCUCUUAAAAAAGCAGUCUUUGGAGAAAUCCUGUCCUUUAAAUCUUUGCAGARGCUCACGCUGUCCUCGUGUCGCAGCGAACAUUGAACACAGUGACGAGACUCAUGAAUGACUUUCCCAUGUGCCUUGGAUUGGAUGCGUUGUACAGGCAGACGAGAAUGUGUCGAGAUGUUGCACAGCUACACUGGAAUUUUAAUCCGAAUGGGUUUCAAAGACAAAAGAAACAUCAACGUGACUUUUAAACAAGAACUCACUACUGCCCUAUACAAACCAGUAGAUUAUAGAAUUUAAAAAAAAGAUCAUUUUCAUUUCAUGUUAAGAACACCAUCCAGGUAAAAAGUACAGCUCUACGUUCCAAAUGAGACAUUAUGAGAACCUACUCAUUAGAGCAGCAUUUGUUUAUGAUGAAUUCAGAUUUCUCCCCUUUUAUUAGACAUGUUGGAUCAAAAUGUGUGUCUGUAUUGUUUAUAGAGUCAUCUGUCUUGUUGGUGCAGUAAGUGUUUGAAAAUGCAUGGUGAGAUAAUAAAAAAAACUUUUUGAUUAGGAAAAAAAGACACUGCCAUGAAAAGCAUAUCAUUGUUUGUUUCCUCACAGUUUUGUACAGUCAGUGUGUUGUUAGAUGUUGUCAUAUAAGAUUUUUCCAUUUGAUAUGAGGAGGAGAAUAAAUAAAUGUGUGACACAUA
Messenger RNA from Austrofundulus limnaeus, 4037 nucleotides. RefSeq names its product FERM domain containing 4Bb (gene frmd4bb). Gene Ontology annotation, biological process: establishment of epithelial cell polarity. The coding region runs from base 279 to 3230 and encodes 983 amino acids. Lineage: Eukaryota; Metazoa; Chordata; Actinopteri; Cyprinodontiformes; Rivulidae. The transcript is spliced from 24 exons. Gene Ontology annotation, cellular component: adherens junction; cytoskeleton; bicellular tight junction. The record is from RefSeq and is a predicted model, not a curated record.